CGAAUUGAAUAAUUAAUACCACCAUUGAAAUUUGAAAGUGGUCUCAUUAUUAUACCUUUUUCUGCAGCUUUUCUCCAAAAAACCUCUCCAAGAAGGAGAAAUUUCGCCUCCCGGACGCGUUUGGUCAAAUAUUUUUAACGUCGGCAAAUUCUUCGAGCUUCUUUUGGGGGAUCUGGUCAGAAUCGGAGACCCAUAGGAGGCAUUUUCACUCCGCCUACUUUUGAUUUCCCGUUGGGGGUUGGCAAUUGCAUUAUCCGAUUCUUUCUUGGGGGGUUUCAUCUGGUUCUUUUUCCCGAUUACAAAUUCUGGGAUUUCAUUGAUUCGUUGAUUUGUCAUCACAUCGAGCUCAAUAUUCACGAUUUUGGUCAGAAUUUCUUGCUGGGUCUGCUGAGAGAUUCUUGUCUAGUUGUUUGAGGUUCUGGUCCUGGGGAUUUCGAGGAAUCGUGGUUCUGAAAGUUGGGUUCCUAUUGGCGGUAAAUUUCAAGCUUGGUUUUCGAGGUUGGAAUCAUUUGGAUGGUUUCUUUUUACUUGGGUUUGGGGGAAAGAUGGAACCGUGAGGAUAUUAUGCAUUUAUAAUGACAUUUCGACAACUUAUGGGUGUGGCAAAAAGGGGAUGUUUGGUUGUUCUGGUGAUUUUCAUCUGUGCUUCCUUUGCAACUUGCUCGAAGGACCACGAGGAAGUGGAAAUGUUUCUGAUUCAACUAGCUGACCCAAUUACUGGGGAUGUCAACACAGAGAUGGCCGAGCUGUUAUGGGUUAAAUGCAACCUGGAUUUGAUUCCGUUGAAGGAAGCUGUAGAUGGUAUUGACUUAUGUUCUGAAGAAAGACCCGGUAACACAAAUGGAAUUAACCUUGAAUGUCAGAUGCUGACAAAAGAAAAAACGAAUAGAAUGUUAAAUGCCAUGCACCCCCAGGUGAAACAGUCUCUUUUAGAUUGUUUAAGAAAGAAUUUUCACGUCUCUGGGGAAGACUACAGUUCUGAAGCUUGGUACACCAGAUAUUUGGAGUCUUUGCUUUUAAUGCCUGGUAAUCUUAGAAGGAAGUUAAGUUCUAGAUGGUUUCGAAGCGCUAAAGAAGAACCUGCUCCAGCACCUGAAUCUUCAGAAAUUCAUCAAACUAAAAAACCAUCAGAUUCUAUAGAUUCAAGUUUACAACCUUCAGAAGAUGAAAAGCCUUCAAGAAAAGCUUCUAGCACAAGUGGGAAAAAAAAAAAGAAAUCUAAUAACAAUCAAACAGUUGUCAUUGCUGUUGCUGUAACGGCAACAGUGACUUUUAUUAUUGUAGCUCUGCUCUUUCUAUGCUUUCAUAAGAGUGGCUCCAGAGGGAGGCAAAAUGAUGAACAUCAUGAAAGGCCUCUCCUAAGCUUGAGCUUAAGUUCUUCGCCCAAGUAUUCUUCCUUUGGGAAUUCUCUUAAGGAAGACAAGCUCAUGAAUCAAUCAUCUAACUUGAGUCACCACUCGAGAGCUCCAUCUUUGGAUGGUAGCUUGCACAUUGUCUCUGAUGAUGCACGUACUUCGGUACAUGGACCUCCAUCUUUUGGAGCUGCUGGAAUUGCCAAUAAAUCAUCUUUUGGAUCAUCAUAUAUGGCUGAUGGUACUAAUGGCUUGUUACCACCUCCUCCUGGAGCAGUGCCGGUCACCUCAAAUAUUAUGCCUCCUCUGAAGCCUCCUCCCGGCAGGGCUGUUCCCCUCCCUCCUGAACCACCUUCAUCUUUUAAGGCUCCAUCCAGCAUGGCUGGUCCUCCUCCACCGCCACCUCCUGCACCACCACCAUCUUCCAGGCCUCCUGGAAAUGCAGUUUGUCCUCCUGGAGUUCCUCCACCUCCACCACCUGCACCAGGCAACAAAGCAGGCCCUCGGCCACCACCACCACCUCUCAGAAGUGGUGCUGCUGCCCCUCGGCCCCCUCCAUUAGCACCGAAAGGUGCAAAUCCACCUCGAGCUCCAAAAUUUGGAGAGGAUGGAAGUAUGGAUGACGGUGCUAACAAAGCCAAAUUGAAGCCAUUUUUCUGGGACAAAGUUCUUGCAAACCCCGAUAAUACCAUGGUCUGGCAUCAGUUAAAAGCAGGGUCUUUCCAAUUCAACGAGGAGAUGAUAGAAACUCUUUUUGGAUAUACACCUGUUGUUGAUAAAAACAAAAGUGAGGGCAAGAAAGAGUCAUCAUCACAAGAUCCUGCACACCAGUAUAUUCAAAUCAUUGAUUCAAAGAAAGCACAAAAUCUAUCCAUUCUUUUGCGUGCGUUAAAUGUGACAAGAGAAGAAGUUUGUGAUGCACUUCAUGAAGGAACUGAACUUCCUUCUGAACUUCUUGAGAACUUACUGAGGAUGGCACCAACACCAGAAGAAGAACUGAAGCUUAGACUGUUUAGUGGGGAACCUUCUCAACUCGGAACCGCUGAGCGAUUUCUUAAAUGUUUGGUUGAUAUCCCAUUUGCUUUCAAAAGGUUGGAAACGCUGCUUUUCAUGGGUACUCUUCAGGAGGACAUCACCAUCACUAAAGAGUCCUUUGUCAACUUGGAGGUUGCUUGUCGGGAACUUCGGAGCAGCAGGCUGUUCCUCAAACUUCUAGAAGCUGUUCUUAAGACUGGCAAUCGGAUGAAUGUUGGAACUUUUCGAGGUGGUGCACAAGCAUUCAAACUGGACACUCUUUUAAAACUGUCAGAUGUGAAAGGAAAAGACGGCAAGACUACGCUCUUGCACUUUGUAGUCCUGGAGAUAAUUCGCACGGAGGGUAUGAGAGCUGCCCGGAACGGUACAGGAAGCCACAGCUUCUCAAGCUCCUCAUCAAAGGAACUGCUGGACAGAGUUCUUAGUGACACAGAAGAGCAUUACCGUGUUUUGGGUCUUCAAGUCGUCUCGUGCUUGAGCGGUGAACUUCAGAAUGUGAAGAAAGCAGCAACCAUAGACGCUGAUGCCUUGACAGGAACUGUUUCCAAACUUGGGCAUGCACUGUUGAGGACCAGAGACUUCCUGAACAAAGACAUGCAGGGUCUAGGUGAAGAAAGCAAGUUUCACGAAACACUGAAAGGCUUUGUGCAGUCUGCUGAGGUUGGUAUCAUGGCCCUCCUGGAAGAAGAAAAAAGAAUCAUGGAACUGGUGAAAAGCACGGGCGAUUACUUCCAUGGAAAUGCGGGGAAGGACGAGGGCCUACGGUUGUUCGUUAUAGUACGGGAUUUCUUGAUAAUGUUAGAUAAGACGUGCCGAGAGGUAAAGUCAAGUUCAGAUGAUGAGAGUCCAUAGGUAAUCAGUUGAAAAGGGUGCCCAAUUCUUACCUUCUGAAUUGUUAGGCUCCAUUUUGGUCAUAGGCAAGUCCUUUAGCAGUAUGAAGAAGCUCCAUGAAUUACCACAAUGUGCCCAGAAUGCACUUAGACUUUGAUUUUGAUUCUCCUUUCAACUUUCAUCAUUCUUUUGUAAAGAAAAACUUAGUUUUGACAUCUUGGCAAUUGGAGCAUUCACCAACAUAGCUUGUAGAUGUAGAUUGUGUGUACAACCAAAAGUAUCAAUUAAAUGUCUCUCUUUUUAAAUAUCA
Momordica charantia (bitter melon) is the source of this 3528-nucleotide messenger RNA. It is a transcript of the gene FH5, whose product is annotated as formin homology5. Gene Ontology annotation, biological process: actin nucleation; actin cytoskeleton organization. The record is from RefSeq and is a predicted model, not a curated record. Gene Ontology annotation, molecular function: actin filament binding. NCBI's taxonomy places the organism in Eukaryota, Viridiplantae, Streptophyta, Magnoliopsida, Cucurbitales, Cucurbitaceae.